Suillus bovinus is the source of this 798-nucleotide messenger RNA. RefSeq lists its product as uncharacterized. The record is from RefSeq and is a predicted model, not a curated record. The transcript has 2 exons. Lineage: Eukaryota; Fungi; Basidiomycota; Agaricomycetes; Boletales; Suillaceae. The coding region runs from base 1 to 798 and encodes 265 amino acids.
AUGUCGAUGCCAGGGCUCAAACCCAUUAUCUUUUACGAUUUCUCCAGCAUAGUGCAGGGUAAACCAUGGUCUGUAGCCACGAUGCAAACAAGAUAUUGUCUUACCUUCAAGCACCUACCCUUCCAGACCGUCUGGCUCGAAUACUCGGAGGUCAAACCACUUUACGAGCAGCAUUCUCUCGCACCCAUCGUCAUGCGCAACUUCAAGGGAACUCCGGUAACCAUACACACGCUUCCUGUCAUCAUGGAUCCAAAUACGAAUAGAUGGAUCAAAGACACCUUUGAGAUUGCACAGUACCUCGAUGAGCAAUACCCCGAUACACCAAAAUUGAUGCCACACAACACAGCCGCACUGAUACACAUCUUUCACACCGCGUUCUAUCAAGCUAUAAAGAAUACCAUCUUGCUGGCCUGUUUUAGAUGUGCUCAGAAACUUAAACCCGAGAGCAAGGAGUAUUAUAUCCGCACUCGGGUAGAGCGAUUUGACGUUCCAUGGAUGCAUUUUGCAACCGUCAAGAGAAGAGUUGAACAAUGGAAUACACUGCGUACUGCGUACAAUACCAUAGACGGAUGGUAUGCGAUGAGCCGCGGUCAAUUCAUAUUGGGGGAUACGCCGUGUUUCGCUGACUUCAUAGUUGCGGGACUGUGCAAAUGGGCACAGUAUUGCCUUGAGGAUCUGGAAUGGGAGGAAAUGAAGAGUUGGAACAGAGGGCGGUGGGGGAGACUAAUGGAGGCAAUUGACAGGUAUCUUGAUUGUUCGAGGUCCGUUGAACAUGAUGCGCUCGACUUACCUACAUGA